This is a messenger RNA of Paracoccidioides brasiliensis Pb18, 879 nucleotides long. RefSeq lists its product as uncharacterized. Bases 1 to 879 code for a protein of 292 amino acids. The record is from RefSeq and is a predicted model, not a curated record. Gene Ontology annotation, molecular function: O-methyltransferase activity. The transcript is spliced from 3 exons.
AUGAUGGGUGUUGACAGACCGUAUUUGCCAAAACCGGAGACUCAUUGUGGUGAUGGACGGGAGGUCGAAUUGCUUCAUUAUAUAUACAGUUUACCAAAUCUUGAAGAACUCCGUGGAUCUCCGUCAAAGAUCGUGGAGGCCAUUGAUCAAUAUGGAAGGGAUAAUUAUUACCUUAUGAAUGUCGGCUCAAUUAAAGGACCCAUUAUUACCUCCUUGAUAGCUGCAGUCAAACCGCAGGUUAUGGUCGAGCUAGGUGGCUAUGUGGGAUAUUCUGCCAUUUUGUUCGGGGAUGCAGUUCGAAAGGCCGGGGGGAAGAGAUACUACAGUUUGGAGAAGGACCCUGUAUUCGGAGCAGUCUCCACAUUGCUGCUGAACCUGGCUGGGCUUGGUGAUUUUGUCCAGGUCAUUAUCGGGCCCAGCGAUAUAUCCCUUUACAAUCUGCACAGAAGUGGCACCAUAAAUCGGAUUGAUCUGCUGUUUCUGGACCAUUAUAAGCCGGCGUACGUGGCCGAUUUGAAACUCUGUGAGCAACUUGAAAUGAUUGUUCCCGGUAGUAUCCUAGCAGCAGACAACGUCAUAUCUCCAGGAAACCCACCAUACUUGAAGUAUGUGAGGAGCAAUGUCGAGGAGAAGAGACAUGAAGCCGCAUCUAAUCCAGCUGCAUGCCGAGGUUAUGAUCUUCGAGGGUUUUCCAAAUCAAUCAUCAAUCGCUAUGGAAUUUCUGGGGAGAAAGCGACGACGGCGGUUAGUAUAUACGGCAACCCAAAUCUGAUUUAUGAAAGCAGACUGGUAAAUAGCUUUGAGCCUACAGGAGAACCUGAUGGAGUGGAAAUAACUCGUUGCAUUGGAACUGCAAAGACAUCCAUCAGCAAACUGUAG